Messenger RNA from Zygotorulaspora mrakii, 1476 nucleotides. RefSeq names its product NADP(+)-dependent, decarboxylating phosphogluconate dehydrogenase. Gene Ontology annotation, molecular function: NADP binding; phosphogluconate dehydrogenase (decarboxylating) activity. Lineage: Eukaryota; Fungi; Ascomycota; Saccharomycetes; Saccharomycetales; Saccharomycetaceae. Gene Ontology annotation, biological process: pentose-phosphate shunt; pentose-phosphate shunt, oxidative branch. Gene Ontology annotation, cellular component: cytosol. The transcript has a single exon. The record is from RefSeq and is a predicted model, not a curated record. The coding region runs from base 1 to 1476 and encodes 491 amino acids.
AUGUCUGCAGUUGCUGAUUUUGGUUUAAUUGGUUUGGCCGUUAUGGGUCAAAACUUGAUCUUGAACGUCGCUGAUCAUGGAUUUACCGUUGUUGCGUACAACAGAACAACAUCAAAAGUUGAUGAGUUUUUGGCAAAUGAAGCCAAGGGUAAAUCAAUUGUUGGUGCGCACUCUUUGGAAGAAAUGGUGUCUAAAUUGAAAACACCAAGAAAGGUUAUGCUUUUGGUCAAAGCUGGUAAACCUGUUGAUUAUAUUAUCAACGAUUUGGUUCCUUUGUUGGACAAGGGCGAUAUCAUCAUUGACGGUGGUAACUCACAUUUCCCAGAUUCCAAUAGACGUUUCGAUGAAUUGUCCAAGAAGGGAAUUCUAUUCGUUGGUUCCGGUGUUUCUGGUGGUGAAGAUGGUGCCCGUUUCGGUCCCUCUUUGAUGCCAGGUGGUGCUGCUGAAGCUUGGCCAGCUAUCAAACCAAUUUUCCAAGCCAUUUCUGCUAAGUCAGAUGGUGAGCCAUGUUGUGACUGGGUUGGUCCUGCUGGAUCGGGUCAUUACGUCAAGAUGGUCCACAACGGUAUUGAAUAUGGUGAUAUGCAAAUGAUUUGUGAAACCUAUGACAUCAUGAAGCGUCUUGGUGGUCUCACCGAUGCCGAAAUCAGUGAGGUUUUUACCAAAUGGAAUACCGGUGUAUUAGAUUCAUUCUUAAUUGAAAUCACAAGAGACAUUUUGAAGAAAAACGACACUGAUGGUACUCCAUUAGUUGAAAAGAUUCUAGAUUCUGCUGGUCAAAAGGGUACCGGUAAAUGGACAGCUAUUAAUGCAUUGGAUCUAGGUCAACCAGUCACUUUGAUUGGUGAAGCUGUUUUUGCUCGUUGUUUAUCUGCUUUGAAAUCGGAAAGAACAAGAGCUUCCAAGAUUCUUCCUGGUCCAAAGAUUCCAAGCGGUGUUGUCAAGGACAAACAAAAAUUUGUUGACGACUUAGAACAAGCUCUUUAUGCCUCAAAGAUUAUUUCUUACGCUCAAGGUUUCAUGUUGAUUCGUGAAGCUGGUAAAGAAUACGGCUGGAAAUUGAACAACCCUGCUAUUGCUUUGAUGUGGAGAGGUGGUUGUAUCAUCAGAUCAGCCUUCUUGGGUGAAAUCACCAAUGCUUACAGACAAAACCCGGACCUAGAAAAUUUGUUAUUCCACAAAUUUUUCACUGAAGCUGUUACAAAAGCUCAAUCUGGCUGGAGAAAAACUGUAUCUAUUGCUACCGAAUAUGGUAUUCCAGCUCCAGCUCUUUCAACCGCUUUAGCAUUUUACGACGGUUACAGAUCUGAAAGAUUACCAGCCAACUUGUUGCAAGCUCAAAGAGAUUACUUUGGUGCUCACACUUUCAAAGUCUUGCCAGAAUUCGCGAGUGCAACUUUACCAGAAGGUAAAGACAUUCAUAUCAACUGGACCGGUCAUGGUGGUAACAUUUCCGCUUCUACCUAUGAUGCUUAG